UAAUUGUCAAAAGUCAAACCAGACAUCGUCAAUUUGUCAGUCAGAUGUUUUUUAGAUUCUAGUUCCAGAAAAAUGGCUUCGAGUUUAAUCAAAAGGGCUAUAUUUUCCAAUCCAGUGUCCGUAAGAAAGACCUUUGGAAUUAUCUGCAAUGCUACUCGUAACCAUUGGAACUACCAAUAUAUGCCUGGCCCUUAUCCUAAGACCCCAGAAGCGCGAGAAGCCGCGGCAAAGAAAUAUGGAAUGACUAUUGAAGAGUACCAGCCAUAUCCAGAGCAUAUGGGAUACGGCGAUUACCCAAAAUUGCCUGACAUUGGUGAGGAUUCUAGAGACCCACACUACCCUUACGACCAGCCGGAAUUGAAGAGGAACUUCAAUGAACCUAUUAAUGCUUGUAUGGAAAUAUACGGUGGUGAUCGUUAUGACCCUGCUAUGAAACGAAGGUUCUCCCUGCUGCAUCAAUGGAUUUGGUUUUUGGGUACAAUUGGUGGAGCUUUUGCUUUGUACACGUACCUUGAAGAUUUUAAAGUUGGGAGACCUGUGACAGCAAAGCAAUUCCCAUCUGCUGGACCCCACUAUGAAUUUAGUAUUCCCAAGUAGAUGAAUUUAAAAAGGUCAUGCUGUACAAUUUAGAUGCAUUAUUUAAUAGCUUCAAUAAAAUAAUUAUGUUUUAAA
Messenger RNA from Helicoverpa zea (corn earworm), 672 nucleotides. RefSeq names its product NADH dehydrogenase [ubiquinone] 1 beta subcomplex subunit 8, mitochondrial (gene ND-ASHI). The transcript is spliced from 3 exons. Gene Ontology annotation, cellular component: mitochondrion. NCBI's taxonomy places the organism in Eukaryota, Metazoa, Arthropoda, Insecta, Lepidoptera, Noctuidae. The record is from RefSeq and is a predicted model, not a curated record. Bases 73 to 597 code for a protein of 174 amino acids.